Messenger RNA from Carcharodon carcharias (great white shark), 840 nucleotides. RefSeq names its product voltage-dependent calcium channel gamma-5 subunit. Gene Ontology annotation, biological process: regulation of AMPA receptor activity; postsynaptic neurotransmitter receptor diffusion trapping; calcium ion transport. Gene Ontology annotation, molecular function: voltage-gated calcium channel activity; channel regulator activity. The transcript is spliced from 5 exons. Lineage: Eukaryota; Metazoa; Chordata; Chondrichthyes; Lamniformes; Lamnidae. The record is from RefSeq and is a predicted model, not a curated record. The coding region runs from base 1 to 840 and encodes 279 amino acids. Gene Ontology annotation, cellular component: AMPA glutamate receptor complex; postsynaptic density membrane.
AUGUUGUGCGGAAUGACCUCUUGCGGCCGGAAGGCCUUGACUCUCCUGAGCGGUGUGUUUGCUGUGUGUGGCCUGGGUCUCCUUGGGGUGGCCGUUAGCACAGACUAUUGGCUAUACCUGGAAGAAGGGACUAUUUCCCCCCAGAACAUGACAACGGAAGUCCAGAUGUCGCUGCACUCUGGCCUCUGGAGGGUUUGUUUUCUGGCAGGAAAGGAGCGUGGCCACUGUUUUACCAUCGAGUAUGUGAUGCCAAUGAAUGUGCAACUGACCUCAGAAUCCACCAUCAGUGUUUUAAAAAUGAUACGAUCAUCCACUCCUUUCCCACUGGUCAGCCUGUUUUUUAUGUUCAUUGGUUUUGUGUUGAACAACAUUGGACAUAUUAGACCUCAUAGGACUAUCUUAGCCUUUGUGUCAGGAAUCUUCUUCAUACUUUCAGGUUUGUCACUGGUUGUUGGACUUGUGCUGUAUAUAUCGAGCAUCAAUGAUGAAAUGUUAAACAGAACCCCGGACUCAGAGAGCUAUUUCCACUACAAGUAUGGAUGGUCCUUUGCCUUUUCUGCCAUAUCCUUCCUGCUGACUGAGAGCGCUGGAGUAAUGUCAGUAUAUCUCUUUAUGAAGAGAUAUGCAGCCGAGGAGAUUUACAGACCCCAUUCCAGCUUCUACAGACCGAGGCUCAGUAAUUGCUCCGACUACUCAAGCCAGUUCCUGCACCCAGAUGCCUGGCCUCGUGGGCGGAGUCCCUCCGACAUUUCCAGUGAGGCUUCCCUGCAGAUGAGCACCAACUAUCCAGCACUUCUCAAGUGCCCCGACUAUGACCAGAUGUCCUCCUCGCCCUGCUGA